AUGUUAGCAGAGUCGCUAAAGGAAGUUAAAGAAACUAGGGAAAGGAGAGAAAUAUUCCACAAAUCAAUACAGGAAGGUUUACAAGAUUUUAGAGAAUCACUAAAGGAAAAUUUACGAAAAUCAUUAAAGGUAGGUUUACAAGAAACUAGAGAAUCAUUAGAGAAAGGUUUACGAGAAUUCAGAGAAUCAUUAAAGGAAAAUUUCCAAAAAACUAGAGAAUCGUUGGGGAAAGGUUUACAAGAAAUUAACGCAUCAUUAGAGAAAGGUGUACAAGAGAUCAAAACAUCAUUCACAAAGAUGGAAUGUAAUCUGAAGAAGGAAAUGCAGGAGUUACCAGAACGACUGAAGAGGAACGUCGAAGAGAGAGAGAGUAAGCUACAGAAGAAUAUAGACCAAGUCCAGGGAGACGUGGAGAAGAUGGAAGGAAAGUUAACAAAGAAGAUAGAAGACGAUGUUGAAGAAACUAAAGCCGAAUUGGGAGAAAGGAUCGACGAAGUGGAAACAAAUUGCAAUCAUCGAAUUGCCGAGAUGACGUAG
Molecule: messenger RNA, 537 nt
Organism: Schistocerca americana (American grasshopper)
Lineage: Eukaryota; Metazoa; Arthropoda; Insecta; Orthoptera; Acrididae
Product: apolipoprotein A-IV-like
Exons: 1
Coding region: 1-537 (178 amino acids)
Source: RefSeq, a predicted model, not a curated record